This is a messenger RNA of Radiomyces spectabilis, 968 nucleotides long. RefSeq lists its product as uncharacterized. The record is from RefSeq and is a predicted model, not a curated record. The transcript is spliced from 3 exons. Lineage: Eukaryota; Fungi; Mucoromycota; Mucoromycetes; Mucorales; Radiomycetaceae. Bases 110 to 712 code for a protein of 200 amino acids.
ACGAAGAACGAGCGGCAAUCGACAAAGUUUGUCAAUAAACCAACGCUGUUGAAAUGCCCAAACCCGUCACGCCUGUGAGCCUGUCAUCUAAUCCGGGCGCUUAAUCCUAAUGCUGAAAAUGAUUCUCUCACAAUACGAACUUGAACAUUCCCAGCACAACCAGCAAGAAGCGGGACAAGACGAACAUGCUGCUCUUCCCCGCCUGUUUUCACUGUUUCCGCUCUCGACGUUUAAAUGGCGAUACAUUACAAUCAAUCCGAAUGUCCUUGCCGCCUUUCUGGGCAGAAGUAUAUCAGGAAGAUUUGAAGAAAAUAUGAACAUGUUUUACUGCGUUUUUAAUUUUCAGAGGCUGAAGCUGGACAGCUUUGAACAAUUGCAAGAUCCGGAUCGAAGAAGAAAAUUGGCUUUUGCAAACUUGAUCAGAACCGAUGGCUUCGGGGUCGACGUGAUGUUGUUCAAAAGUUCUUUAGUGUCCCAAAAUGAGUUCUGUUUCUACUCUGACCUGGUUUCCGAUGUUCGCUACAUCAGUCGUGAGGUCCAAGGGGCAGCCCUCACCAAUAUCUCUUUAUGCGGUCUUGAUCCGGGACGUACACACGUGUUUACAGCCUCCGGGUCUGUCAGACAUGCUAAAGAAGAAAGAAGACGGAUGGACCGAGCCCAGGUGACCGACCUAUUCUUGAACAUUCCAACGGCGAAAACCGUUUCGACUUAGUUUAUCAUCGGUACCUCACGUACAUCCUUGAAAGUCUGCCACGUAUUUUGCGGUUCAACGGACCAAAUACUGCCGAAUCUGUUCCAAGGCGUGGAGAGGGCGAGAGCCGAGAUGGGCAACAUCAUCAUCAACGGUUGUAGAAAAUACAACAAAGAAAAAAGGAAGCAUACCAAACAAAACAGAAAGAAGAGAAGAAAAAGACGUGAGCGAAAUAGAGGUCCGGGACAGAAAGGCAAACGAAAGAAAAACAAAGGUG